CGGCGCAGGGUUCGCUGCGAAGGACACUGGGGUAGUGGGAGCAGUCCUUCCUGAAGGGACAAUCGAGAGAAAGAGAGAGAGCCGAAGUGGCCCGAAGUCCGGCGCGUACUCCCCUCGCUCAGUCCAAAGGCAGUUUGGUUCCGCGCAAACAGACUCCGGGUCGGGCUUUUCCUCGAAAGCCGCCGCCCCGCCCUUUCGCCUCGGAGGACAAAGAGCUUGGCGGCCGACGUAGGAGAGACCUGCACGCUGGGGGCGCUGGGACCGGCCAUGGUCAUGGACGUGGGCUCCCUGGACGCCGGAGGCCUGCGGACGCUGUUGCGGGAGCGCGCGGCGCAGUGCCUGCUGCUCGACUGCCGCUCCUUCUUCGCUUUCAACGCGGGCCACAUCGCCGGCUCAGUCAACGUGCGCUUCAGCACCAUCGUGCGGCGCCGGGCCAAGGGCGCCAUGGGCCUGGAGCACAUCGUCCCCAAUGCCGAGCUGCGCGGCCGUCUGCUGACCGGCGCCUACCACGCCGUGGUGCUGCUGGACGAGCGCAGCGCCGCCCUGGACGGCGCCAAGCGCGACGGCACCCUGGCUCUGGCAGCCAGCGCGCUCUGCCGCGAGGCGCGAGCAGCACAAGUCUUCUUCCUCAAAGGAGGAUAUGAAGCUUUUUCAGCUUCCUGCCCGGAGCUGUGCAGCAAACAGUCGACCCCCAUGGGGCUCAGCCUCCCCCUGAGUACUAGUGUUCCUGACAGCGCGGAAUCUGGGUGCAGUUCCUGCAGCACCCCACUCUACGACCAGGGUGGCCCGGUGGAGAUCCUGCCAUUUCUGUACCUGGGCAGUGCCUAUCACGCUUCCCGCAAGGACAUGCUGGAUGCCUUGGGCAUCACCGCCUUGAUCAAUGUCUCGGCCAAUUGUCCCAACCAUUUUGAGGGGCACUACCAGUACAAGAGCAUCCCUGUGGAAGAUAACCACAAGGCAGACAUCAGCUCCUGGUUCAACGAAGCAAUCGACUUCAUAGAUUCCAUCAAGAAUGCCGGGGGAAGGGUGUUUGUUCACUGCCAGGCAGGCAUUUCCCGCUCAGCCACCAUCUGCCUCGCUUACCUCAUGAGGACUAACCGAGUCAAGUUGGACGAGGCGUUUGAGUUUGUGAAGCAGAGGAGAAGCAUCAUCUCCCCCAACUUCAGCUUCAUGGGCCAGCUGCUGCAGUUCGAGUCCCAAGUCCUGGCCCCGCACUGCUCGGCAGAGGCUGGGAGCCCAGCCCUGGCUGUGCUUGACCGAGGCACCUCCACCACCACCGUCUUCAACUUCCCCGUCUCCAUCCCCGUCCACUCCACAAACAGUGCACUGAGCUACCUUCAGAGCCCCAUUACGACCUCUCCCAGCUGCUGAAAGGCCACGGGAGGUGAUCUUCACAACCUACGAGGACCCCAAGCUCCUUCUCCAGAGGAGAAAUGCAGUAACUCCAGGGAGGGGUGGCUUAUGAGGGCCGGUCCUUAUUUAUUUUGAUUUCACCCGAAACCACCGUCAACCGUGAUGACUUGGCAUAAAGGCGUUUGCCGAACUUGCAUCUGGGACCAAUAUAUAGUGGGUACAUCAAGUCCCUCUGACAAAAAGGGGCGAAAGGAAAAGGGGACUCAGUGCAUGAGCCCGUUUCUUUUUGCUUGCCCCUGAUUUUUGUAGAAACGUCAUGCUUGACAUACCUACCAGUAUUAACAUUCCCAAUGACACAUAUGCAGACAAGAAGAUACCUUAUUUAUUUUUGUGCAGGUGGUCUGCCUUCACAAACGUCAUUGUCUACUCCUAGAAGAACCAAAUACCUCAGUUUUUGUGUUUGAGUACUGUAAUAUCCUGUAAAUAUAGCCUGAGCAGGUUUGUUUUCAGCACUGAUGGAAAACACCAGUGUGGUUUUUUUUUUUAAGUUGCCAACAGUUGUAUGUUUGCUGAUUAUUUAUGACCUGAAAUAAUAUAUUUCUUCUUCUAAGAAGAACUUUUGUUACAUAAGGAUGACUUUUUGAUACAACAGAAUAAAUUAUGGCAUUUCUAUUGAAA
This is a messenger RNA of Choloepus didactylus (southern two-toed sloth), 2031 nucleotides long. It is a transcript of the gene DUSP1, whose product is annotated as dual specificity phosphatase 1. Gene Ontology annotation, cellular component: cytoplasm; nucleus. Gene Ontology annotation, molecular function: MAP kinase tyrosine/serine/threonine phosphatase activity; protein tyrosine/threonine phosphatase activity. NCBI's taxonomy places the organism in Eukaryota, Metazoa, Chordata, Mammalia, Pilosa, Megalonychidae. Bases 268 to 1371 code for a protein of 367 amino acids. The record is from RefSeq and is a predicted model, not a curated record. Gene Ontology annotation, biological process: endoderm formation; protein dephosphorylation; negative regulation of p38MAPK cascade. The transcript has 4 exons.